Colletotrichum gloeosporioides is the source of this 1965-nucleotide messenger RNA. RefSeq lists its product as uncharacterized. The record is from RefSeq and is a predicted model, not a curated record. The coding region runs from base 1 to 1965 and encodes 654 amino acids. The transcript has 4 exons. NCBI's taxonomy places the organism in Eukaryota, Fungi, Ascomycota, Sordariomycetes, Glomerellales, Glomerellaceae.
AUGUCGGAUGCUGAUGUCUUUGACCUGUGGUUCGACAACUCGGUGCAGCAGGCUGUUUUCGUCUUUUGCCGUAAUCCAGGGUCCUUCAAGCCGGACGAUCUCCUGUCGCAACCGCAGUCGCAGUCCCAGUCGCAUCCGCCGCCGCAGCCUGCCCAGCAACAACAGCAGCAGCAACAGCAACGGCCCCAGUUCCAGCCUCCCCCGCCUCCUCCUCCGCGACGAAAUCAGCAGCAGCAACAACAGAAGCAGCAGCAGUCCAAGAUCCAGCGUCCGCCGCUGCCGCAGCCGCAGCCUGACCUCCGACGUCAACCUCCUCCCACUCCUCCUCCCUUCGCCGCCGACAUGUCGGUCGCCAACACCGCCAACGGCAAGCCGCAGCAGCAGCAGCGCCCCUCGAGAAGCCCUGCCCCGCCCCGCGACGAGGAGGCCGUCUCCAAGAUCCCGAAUCUCCUCCCCCACGAGCGCGUCUUUCCUAUCCAGAUAGGAUCCGAGCUGUUCAAGCUGUCCGGCGCCUCCAUUUCGUCUGAUGGUGCGUCCACGAUCCCUGUCUUCCCUGCCAACGCGAACCCGAUCCUCGACAUCCGCCGGCAGGACCGGCCUCGUGCCGCGACCACCCACGAUACCACCGUAUAUAUUAACUUGCCUGACUACUUCUACUGCCAGGUCAAGAAGGCGAAAGAGACCGGCGAGGACCUCUCGAGUGCCAUCCGCACCCUGUAUAUCGACCGCGACCCAAAGACCUUCGCCGACAUCUCCCUCCACCUCCAAGGCUACCAUGUCAAGCCGCGAGACGGCACGCACUUUCUGAUAUCACAACUGUACGAGGAGUCAAUCUUCAUCUCCAUCGGCCACCGCGAGUUCCAGAUCCCCCGCGACAUCUUCACCGACCCGGGCAACUCCCCCAACUUCUUCUCCCUCGGCUUCGCCGUCUUCUUCUCGAACCCAGAGGACCUCUUCCCGGGCCUCGACCGCGAAGGUCUCCUCCGCCCUCCCUCCAUACUGCCCCCCUCCGUCGCGAACCGCUCCGCCGACACCUUCGCCGAGAUCCUCCACCUCCUCCGCGGCUACCCCGUCACCAUUCGUAACGAGACCCACCGCGCCGAGCUCCUGCGCGACUGCAGAUACUUCAACUUCAAGGGCCUCGAGCAGAAGCUCAUCCCCCACCACAUCAGUUACAACCAGUCCCGCCGCCGCGAAGAAAUCGUCCUGCGCCUCGAGGACAUCCUCAAGAGCGGCAUCAGCGUAGCCGCCGACGCCUCCUCAGCCAUAUCCUCGCCCUCGGGUGACCACUUCGCGGGCUGGGUCAACUACGCCCGCCCCUACGUCGACGAUCGUGCGGCCGAGCUCGUCCUCGAGAUCGGCGGCGAGAGCACCCGCCUGCACUUCCAGCCAAACUCCAUCCGCGCGGAGUUCUUCCGGGACACCCGCGCCCGCGUCGCCCGCAUGUUCGAGGUCGUCGCGACCAAGCUCAACCUACCCCCGACCACCCAACCCCUGGGCCUGCUCAUGGCAUCCGGCGGCGCAGGCAGCCAGCCCCCGACUCCGGGACACACGCCUCUCAGUGAAGACCUCGUCCGCGUAAUCAUCGACCCGGACACCUCCAUCACCCUCGACGGCAAACCGCACACCUUUGACACCCCCGCUCCCGCAGACGACCAGGCCUCGUCAACCUCGAGCACCGGUCAAGGCGGCGGACACGAGUCUCCCUUGGCGUCCACCGCUGCCGCCUUCCUCCCGAACUCGCGGAAGCGCCGACGCAUCGACUCGUCUGGCUACGCCGCCGGCGGCAGCCACGCCGCUCUGGCGGCCGAGGAAUGGGUCGUCAGGACGGGCCAGUGGCGGCUCAAGAUCCAAGGCACGCGCAACGGCAAGAGCGGCGUAGAGUGCGUGCUCGUGGCCGUCAAGCUCGACGCCUACAGCUCCGAGAGCGCGCGCAAUUCGGCCAGGGCGUUCCUGAAUGGGUGA